GAAGCGCUCUGUGCGCUCUCGGAACCGAGCAGGCGGCGCCAGCGGCGGCGGUUGCUUCUUCUGUCGGGCGCUCUGACGAUAAGGGCCCUGGAUCGCUCGGAGGUGCUGACCUCCUGCCAUCGCAGGUUGCCCCAUGAGUCGGGGGACCAUGCCCCAGCCUGGAGCAUGGCCAGGCGCAAGCGGUGCGGAGAAGCUGGUGCGGGAGGCGGGGGCCGCGCCCCCCGGCCCCGCCAGAGUCGUGGUGUUGAGCCAGGCGGAGCAUGAGGAGGACAUAUAUCGCUCUGAUGAUGAAAUAAAAAAGGAGAAAGAAUUACCUAUACAUGAAAGAGGGUUACCAGAACCUAGAUUAAGUGUAGCUCCCGAAGUGGAUAUCAUGGACUACUGCAAGAAAGAGUGGAGGGGAAAUACGCAAAAUGCUACAUGUAUGAAAAAGGGCUACGAAGAGGUAUCUCAGAAGUUCACCUCCAUCAGGCAAGUCCGCGGAGAUAAUUACUGUGCGCUGAGGGCCACGCUGUUCCAGGCCAUGAGCCAGCCGGCAGCGCCGCCCUCCUGGCUGCAGGCUCCGGAGCUCACGCUGUUACCGGAAAAACUCGUAAGCAAAUACAGCUGGAUCAAGCAGUGGAAACUUGGACUGAAAUUUGAGGGGAAGAACGAGGACCUGGUUGAUAAAAUUAAGGAGUCCCUCACUCUGCUGAGGAAGAAGUGGGUGGGCCUGGCUGAACUGAGAACUGCCGAAGCAAGGCAGACGGCUUGUGAUGAACUGUUCACAAACGAAGAGGAAGAAUAUAGCCUUUAUGAAGCUGUAAAAUUUCUAAUGCUAAACAGAGCCAUUGAACUCUAUGAUGAUAAAGAGAAGGGAAAGGAAGUGCCAUUUUUCUCUGUGCUUCUGUUUGCUCGGGACACAUCAAAUGACCCUGGACAGCUACUGAGGAACCAUCUAAACCAGGUGGGACACACUGGUGGCCUUGAACAGGUUGAAAUGUUCCUUCUCGCCUAUGCUGUGCGCCACACCAUCCGGGUGUACCGGCUCUCCAAGUACGGCACUGAAGAGUUCAUCACAGUCUACCCCACAGACCCACCCAGGGACUGGCCAGUGGUGACCCUGAUCACCGAGGACGAUCGGCACUACAACAUCCCCGUCCGAGUGUGUGAGGAGACGAGUCUGUGAGGGCCUCGCACCCAGACAGUCUGGCCUUGGGGCCACGGUGUGCAGGCAGCUCCUCGGCUCGGGCCUCGGCCUGCUGGUCUCCUGGAGUGACUUAUGGGAGCUCUUACGCCCCGUGAACCAAGCUGGCCUGAGGAGUUCUGAAGAUUAGCUUUGAUAAUGAGUUAACUGAGUUUUUCCCUCAUUAUGAAGCAAUAUGUUGUCCUGGAUGCCUUCAGAGCACAUUUGUUGGAAGGUGCAUACUGUAUCUUUUCCAUAAAACAAAUACUUUUGUAAAAA
Phyllostomus hastatus (greater spear-nosed bat) is the source of this 1444-nucleotide messenger RNA. RefSeq names its product OTU deubiquitinase with linear linkage specificity (gene OTULIN). The transcript is spliced from 7 exons. Lineage: Eukaryota; Metazoa; Chordata; Mammalia; Chiroptera; Phyllostomidae. Gene Ontology annotation, molecular function: cysteine-type deubiquitinase activity. The record is from RefSeq and is a predicted model, not a curated record. Bases 134 to 1168 code for a protein of 344 amino acids. Gene Ontology annotation, biological process: protein linear deubiquitination.